This is a messenger RNA of Dermacentor andersoni, 3046 nucleotides long. Its product is annotated as membrane metallo-endopeptidase-like 1. Gene Ontology annotation, biological process: protein processing. The record is from RefSeq and is a predicted model, not a curated record. Gene Ontology annotation, cellular component: plasma membrane. Gene Ontology annotation, molecular function: metalloendopeptidase activity. Lineage: Eukaryota; Metazoa; Arthropoda; Arachnida; Ixodida; Ixodidae.
UGACGCAACCGGGACAGCGUGCGAGUGCAGUCGGCAGCGCGGGCGUGAGCAGAGCUUGGAACGACCACGACAUGGGCUGCUGCUACUUCAGGUCGCCAGGCAACGAGACGGAGGGACAGCGUGGUCGCGCUCCGAAGAAAGUCAGGCACGCGAUCAGCUCGGCUGGCCUUUCUAGACUGCAGAAAAGACGUCGCAUUCCCCACUCAUCCGUUACAUCUCCGGUCUUCAAGACCACCUGGGGCGAGACCACGGUGGUCGCUGCCGGGUUCUGCAUAUUCUGGGCGGCGUUCGCCGUCAUUGUGCUCCUCAUGCGGGAACGUCGCGCGUCCGACGAGCUCGACGACGCCCUGUGCCAGACGGACGACUGCGUUCGACACGCCAAACUUCUCGCCAACAUCACGACCACGUCGAGCGUGGAUCCCUGCGAAGACUUCGCCGCGUACGUCUGCUCCGUCUGGUCGCCGCCCAGGCUCCAGGCGGACGAGAACUACGCGUCCGCCAUGGACGCUGCCAUAUACCACUGGUACUGGGGACUCAGAGACACGCUGCACAGCGGCGUCAGCCAGGUGCCCAUUGGCAUAAAGGCGCUCCAGAUGUACGAGGCCUGCGUCGGCGGCGAAUCGAGAUACGGCAUAGACCGGGACGAGUUCUUGCGUUUCAUCAAAGAGGCCGGACUCAGCUGGCCCGAGUACCCUCCAGAACGUGUCGACGCCCUCUCCGUGUUCGUGUCGCUAUCGUUUAACUUCGAAGCUCCCGCCUGGUUUUCGGUAGUCAUUUCCGAUUCCCGAGAUCGGAAGCACUGGCGACUUGUCAUCUCGCCGGACAGUUACCUGCCCUUACUGCUUGCGCAGCACAGGGACAUCGUCAAGAAGGGCGGGUACGUUUCGCACUGGAAAAGAAUCUGGAACUCCAUUGUACCAGGGGCCGCCUUUCCCAGGGAGGACAAUCUCGACACCGAGCACCACGCGAUGGAAGACAUAUUGGAAAAGCUUCACGAAGUAGCCUCAAGUCCACUGAAGGAGACCGCGCUGUUUACUCUAGGAGAUAUCGACAAGUACACUCCCUCCCUUCCAUCCUCACGCUGGGUCGAGGCUCUCAAAGAGACCUUACCUCUCGAUCCAACGACAGCCACAGAGGUAUACUUCACCGACGUAAGCUACAUGAGGACGGUCGGCGACCUUUUUACGCUGUACGACAACCGGCAGCUCGUGCGACACCUCUCUUGGCUCUUUGUGCAGCUGUACGGCCCCGUCGCAGAUCCUCGUCUCUUCGUCGAUCGAUUCGGGAACGAAGACCUCGCGAACGCGUCUCGCCCUUUAUUCUGCGGGUCGAAUGUCGAAGCUUCCUACAAGCUGCUCCUUACGGUGUUGUACUUCGUGUCAAGAAUUUCCAGCCACGACAAAGCUUUGGUCGAAGCCUGUUUCGACUCGUUAAUCGUAAUGGGAGCGGAGAAGGUCGCCGGCUCCAGUUGGCUGGAGGAGGAUAGCAAAGUGCUCGCCGGAGCCAAGAUGAAGGCCGUAGAAGCGCGUUUCUGGCCCGACGAGGUUCUCGUGAAGACGGGCGUCCUGGAGCAGAUCUACAAGGAGUUUCCGGAAAACAAGUCUUCGUUCGCCGCUUACUGGGUCGAAUCUCGCAGGAAAAUUCGCAACGUCAAAGGCAGAAAGCUGUACAGGCGACUGUCCAAUCAGCCUCUCAGUUCCCGAGAACCGUACCUGAGCUACGAUGCAACCCUCAAUCACGUACUCAUCGCCCUAGGCGCUGUAGUCAGGCCGUUGUUCUACAGGAACGGAACCAAGGGCAUGUUGUACGGAGGGAUCGGCUUCUUGAUGGCGCUGGAAGUUGUGAAAUCGCUGGACAAAGCCGGAUUGCGAUGGGAUCCCAGCGGCAACGCCGUCGCCCAUUCCCUUCUCUCGAAGACGUCCUUGGAGGAGUACGCUUCGCGUUCUUCGUGCUUCGGUCCAGAAGAACGAAACGUCAGCGCUUUUCCGGAGAUCCCAGCGUUAGAAGUCGCUUACGCCGCGUUCCAGCAGGCACUGAAGAGCGACGGACGCCGGUUCAAGAUCGGAGAGAACAUUACCGAGGAGCAAGUGUUCUUCUUGACCCUCUGUUUCACGACCUGCCAGCGAAGAUACGUCGUAAGCCCCGCCAGCGCCGACUGCAAUAAGGCCGUGCAAAAUUUCCCCCCGUUUGCGGAGACGUUUUCCUGCCCCAACGGUUCCAACAUGAACCCACUCGUCCAGUGCAGGUUCUUUGACUGACUCCCGAAAUGCAAACCCGACAUGACAAUAUAGAACUUGCUCGAUAGACGCUUGUUUCUUCCUAAUUGAUAUCCGUUUUGCACUGUGCUCAAGACAGACAAGAGAGGAGCGAAAUUUCUCGAGUGCGCUUCCGCCAAUUAUCUCAUUUGAUUGCAGCAAUAUUUAGUCGACUACUAACUAGAAAUAUAAAUAAGGCUUCAGUGCGGGGGUUAGUAGCCCACUAUAUAACUCACCCACAGCUUAACCGAGCUUGAGGAAAGUGUUUCUUGUGGCCCAGGCAGUGCUUCAUCCACUAGGUCACCAUUUUGGUUAGGGCAACUUAGUUGAGCGGUAAAUCCUGCUUUUUGUUUAUAUAUUUGUUUGUUUUGUUCGUUUCUCUUUCUUUCUCUUUAGUUUUUUACGUUUGCCUCUUAUACGUAUCUGUGGAUAUCUUAGGAUAUUCUUCAUGCCAUAUAUCUAGGUUUCUUGUUGUUGUUUUUUUCCUUUUACUUUGAACUGUGCGCUGGACACUGCCACAGACGUGGCAUUGCUGAAGUUUUUGCGUACUCAUAGUCAAACUAUAACUCCUCUGUAUAUAAUGUAGCUGGGCAAGAAGUGGUUUGUGGACGAGUUUCCCGGACACCUAGUUCCAUUUUCACUACUGAUGUGCAGAAAACGUUUCAGCAUGUCUAGCAUAUUAGGUGCCCCACAUUUAAGGUUUGCUGAAGUGGACUUUCGUGUGUGAGUAGCUGACGAACGUGGCGCUGCACCAUUUUUGUAUGUGAAAGGAUGCGAUUGAAUGGCAAACG